Molecule: messenger RNA, 4260 nt
Organism: Strigops habroptila (Kakapo)
Lineage: Eukaryota; Metazoa; Chordata; Aves; Psittaciformes; Psittacidae
Gene: DDX28
Product: DEAD-box helicase 28
Exons: 1
Coding region: 48-1685 (545 amino acids)
Molecular function (GO): RNA helicase activity; nucleic acid binding; ATP binding
Source: RefSeq, a predicted model, not a curated record
CGACAGCGUCAUCAGGGAGCGCCGGCGCCACCACGUGAAAGGCCGCCAUGGCGCUGAGCCGCGGCGCGAUUGUGGCUGCCUUCCCGCUGGUUCCGCGGCGGCUGGCGGCCACCGGGGCGGCGGCGGGCGCGCAGCCCCCCGAGAACGUGGUGCGCGUCCCCUGGGCCCUGCGGAUGCGGCUGCAGCGGGGCGCGCAGCGCCGUCAGCGCAAGCAGGGAGAGAAGGCGGCGGCGCCGCCGCGGUCCGGGAAGCUGCUGCUGCGGAGCCGGCGGCCAGAGCUGAGCCAGCCCCGCUGGCAGACGGUGGGGCGCUGGGAGCAGCCGCAGCUGGUGUCGGCGGGCUGGAAGCACAAGAAGGCCUGCGGGGACUACUUCCAGCUGGAGCCCUCACAGGCGGCGGCUCCCGCCCUGCAGGCGCCGCCGCCUGACGCGGGGCAGGGCCCGUCCUUUGACGAGAUGGGGUUGCAGCCAGCGCUGCUAGCCGGCCUGGGGGGCCUCUCCAUCAGCCGCCCCACGGCGGUGCAGCGCAUCGCCAUCCCCGCGCUGCGCCGCGGCCGCAGCGCCCUCUGCGCCGCGGAGACCGGCAGCGGCAAGACGCUGGCUUACCUGCUGCCGCUGCUGGACGGACUGCUCUCCCGCCCCGCGGCGCCGGAGGUGGAGGCGGCGGCGGCAGGGCCGGCGGCGCCCCGUGGGCUAGUGGUGCUGCCAUCGCGGGAGCUGGCGCUGCAGGUGGGCGCGGUGGCUGCGGCGCUGUGCCGGCCGGCGGGGUUGCAUGUGCGCGGGCUGACAGGCGGCGGCGCGGCGGGCGGGCUGCGGAGGCAGCUGCGGGCCCCGCCGCCGGGCCCCGCCGUGCUACUGGGCACCCCCGGGGCGCUGCGGGAGGCGCUGCGGCGGCGCUUCCUGGCGCUGGAGCGGCUGCGCUGGAUGGUGCUGGACGAGGCGGACACCCUGAUGGACGACUCCUUCGCGGGGAUGCUGGAGGAGAUCCUGGCACACGCGCCCGUGGCCGCGGGUGCACCUGGGCCGGCUGGCCCCGGGGAAGAGAGGACCCAGGUCGUAGUGGUGGGAGCCACAUUCCCCACGGGGCUGAGCCAGACGGUGGGGAAGUUCACCGAUGUGGGCCAGUUUGUCACCCUCGCCACCCAGAGCCUGCACCGCCUGCCACCCCACGUCCAGCAGAAGUUUGUCCGCAUCAAAGGCCAGGACAAGCUGCCUGAACUGCUGCAGCUCCUCAAGGAGCACCCAGCGUCCAGUGGGGCUAUUCUUAUUUUCUGCAAAAGUGCCAGCACUGUCAACUGGCUGGGCUAUAUCCUGGAUGACCACAAAAUCAAGCACCUGAGGUUGCAGGGACAGAUGUCAGCAGCUGCUAGAGCCGGCAUCUUUGCCUCGUUCCAGAAGGGUGACGUGUCUGUCCUUGUGUGCACUGACCUUGCCUCGCGGGGGCUGGACACCAGCAGUGUGCAGCUAGUGGUCAACUAUGACUUCCCAGACACCCUGCAGGACUACCUGCACCGUGUGGGGCGAGUUGGACGGGUUGGAAGCAAGACACCUGGAGCUGUGGUUAGUUUUGUCACCCAUCGGUGGGAUGUGGACCUGGUGCGAAAAAUAGAGACUGCAGCCCGGAAAAGGACAGGUCUCCCAGGCAUGGACUCCUCUAUUAAUAAGUCUCCACCUAACAAGGGUUGAUUCAGGUUGUCAAGCAGUAAUACAUGGCCUAAGCGUGAAGUCAUUAAGGCAGAGCAAAUGAGCUGCUGUGUGUGAGCUAGACUGGAAGAAUAGAGGAUUGAGCUUCAGAACCAGGUGACCAGGUUAACUCUGUGCAUUGUUCUGGAAGCUGUAAUAGUCAUGUCCAGAGGCAUCACAGUUCAUGGCUUUCCAGAAUGAAGCUUGUAAGUGAGUAGUAACAUAGUGCCUUUGAAGAAGACUGAAGAAUGAUCUCAUGAGUUGAUUUUGUUUAUUUUUGUUUAGACUUAUAACUUAAAUCCAAAUCAGAAUGAAGCAUGCCUGUAUGAUGUGCAGCUCUGUUGUGUUUCAUUGCUUCCCACCAGCAACAGCUAAACAUUGAUUGUUAAAGCUUUAAAAUUACUGCUGUGGCAGGAAAGAAAAAGAAAGUAUUUUCCUAACUUAAGCAAGUAUAGAUACAUGUAGAAAGACUAAAGGACAAAUUGUACCUGAUUUUCUUGUGAUGUAGCAGUUCAUUUGGAGAAUUCUGGACCAGAUACCUCUUUAUCUUUUUUGGUGGGAGCGAGAAGGCACGAUAAAGCUGGAGACUUUUUCAGGGUCUUAAUUUGUCAUUUUAUGGUCACCUUUCCCUGAGAAAUGGGAUGUUGCUCCUUCAUGUUCUAUUAAACAAAUGUUCAAAAAGCCUUUAAGUUUUUUCGGCGCAUUGUUGCUGCAUGCUGUGAUGACAUGUCCAGACUGAACUGAGUGUAAAAACAAAGGAAACCACGCAACCCAGCGGAAAAAAAAAAAAAAGUCUCCUGUUAAGGGAAAGAAGUCGGGUUCUAAUUCUAACUCACAGGUUCUAAUGACUCACGUGUAAUAGAGUACAAGAUUUCUUUGAAGUAUCUUGCCAUUGUUCUUUUCUGCUUUAAACCAAAAGGAGGUUAUUUUGUAUCUAGCUACUAGUUUGUAUCCAUGGUAAAUAAUCACACAAACCCAGCAUUUUAGCUCUGAUUUCUGUUGCAGUGAUUUGUCACAGCCUUUUCUUUUAAUGGUUGUUUUUCCCAUGCUGUCCACUUUAGCUAGUACUAAAACUCGGUAUGUAGAAAUAGUAAGCUGUUAAAAGAACAUGGAACAGUAUCUAAAUACUUGGUCGUAGAGGAAAUCAGAUUCUGGAGCUACUUGUAGUAUACUGAGUAAAAACUAAACAAACAGAAGGGAUGCACAUCACUUAAGAAUAAGUGCAUAAUCUAGAAAUUGUACGCCUGUACUCUGUUCACAUUGCAGUUAAGGGGCUCUUAGGGGAAGUUACAAGCUGUGGUGAAAUUAUUUCAUAUAAUAGAAAACUUUCAAUUAGAAAUACAGUGGAAGAGCGAUUCUCUCGGAGACUGGAAAGCUUUUUAUUUUGGACCAUUUGUGGCGUAGGCUACUUGUGUCUCCUCUGUAGAUCAUUUAACUGCAAACCAGGCAGUUUUUGUGUCCACAAGCAGAACCUUACUCUUCAUGUGUAAGAGUACGGUAAAACCUUAAACAGAAAUCUGGGGACAAUCUAGUGUUUUAAUUUGAAGAUCCUAUUUCCAUUCAUUAAUAAGCACCUUAUGUUGUUAUCUGUAACUGUAGACAUACAGAUUAAUUUAAGUGAGGUAAAUUUUAUUUGAGAAACUCCAAGUAAGAAAUUUUAAUAUUUGCUUGUCUGCUUUGCCCAAGCAAUUUCAGGCUGGCUCUAUCUCAAGUGUCAUAUAAUUUGAAUCUGAUUGUUUUCAAAGCUUCAGUAUUAGCAUAAAUUACUACCUGCUUCAUAGAGUGUCUUUCCUGAGGCAGGUGGUGAUGGUGACUGUGCUUCCCAGAUCAAUACGGAGAUGCCCUUUUAAGUUUCUGAGGGAAGUUAUUGCUUGGGAUCUCAGAUGUCUGACUUUAAGUAUUUGUCUUCUCAUGGUUGUUAUACACGACUAAAUCAAUUGUUCAGGCUAAAGUUUCCUAACUGUGGCAGAUGUGUACUGUACAUCUGCUCUAUUACCUGUAGUUUCCAGCUAAAUGGUACAACCAAAGUUAAUCACAGUUAAAUGAUAACCACAUAAGCAGUCACUUCUGACACAAGAUCUGUGGUCGAACUAUGUGGCAAUGGUUGUUGAUAGUGAAUGUAUCUGCUUAAUUUGUAUUAGUAACUGAGUGGUGAUAAGAGUAGUUUUUUUCUUGAGUUAAAAUAUGUGGAAGGAAAAUGGAAGAAAGAUUGGCUUCUCAUAAAUUAGCCAGAUUAUAAAAGGCAAUGUGGGCAUACUUGGAACUGAGGUAUAAAAUGCACAUGUUAAAAAUAAAUUAUUGAUGUGUUACAUGUUACAGAACUUAAGUGUAUGUUCUGAUGGCUGUAACAAAUUCUAUCAAAGAUGUUCCUCAAGAUCCUAUUUGGAUUUUUUUGUUAUGUUUUUUUUAAAAGUAUAGUUUGUAGUUUAACUUCUGUUACUCACUUUUAAAAGCUCAGUAGCACAGUCUAUGAAUCUGGAAUUGUGUUACAGUGAAUCCCAUGACAGGUCAGUCUGGAUUGUAGCACACAGUAUGAUCAAAUUAGACAACACAGUGAAAUAAUAAAGUCCUUUUAGCC